UGUAUCCGGAUACAUUAGUCUGAGCGCACUUUAUCAAGUCUUGUGCUAGUUAGCUUAGCUUGCUAGUUAGCUUAGCUUGUUAGCUGCUAACAAAGAGACGCGGACGUUAUCAACACAUCGCUAAGUAGAGAUCAAAUGUGAGUGUAAAGUGUUGUGAUUGUGGGAAAAUGUGCGAAAGAACGAUAGCAAAGUAUGAGGAGGAACUUUGUCCAACAAAAGAGGAGAAGGAGCGACAACAUCAACUACUGGACGCUGUUUUCAAGAAACAUCAAGUUGUGUUACACAGAACAGACAUCCAGCAGCCCCCUCACAUGAAAGAGGAAGAGGAGGAAGUGUGGAUCACUCAGGAGGGAGAGUGUCUUCUAGGGCAGGAGGAGGAUGAUGUCAGCAAGUUUCCACUGACUGUUGUCUCUGUGAAGACUGAAGAGCAUGAAGACAAACCACCUGAGUCCUCACAGCUUCAUCACAGUCCAAACGUCUGUGAAGAACAACUUCUGCCUGAAAAACAGGAGUGUAGCUUCAGGAUGGUGAAGGAGGAUCCAUCAAAGAGGAAGACCAGGCGCCACAGACCCUCUGGUGUCUCCUUUUCCUCUUUGACACAGACCCUGCCCUGUAAAAAGGAAGAGGAAGACUCACUGACGGAAGAAGAGGAACACGGCAUCAGUCAGCCUAAAUGGUUGGUGGAGUUCCCAGUGACUGGUGUCCCUGUGAAGAGUGAAGAUUAUGAGGUCAAAGGUGAAAGUGAGGAGAAGAGCAGCAGCUCAACACAACACAUGACAACAGAAGCUGAUGGAGACCACUGUGGAGGAUCACAAGCAGACAAGCUCUUAGCUCCACUAUCAGAUAGUGAGGACACAACGUCACACUCUCCUGACACUGAUGAUGAAGACUCUAAAGAUGAUAAGACAUGUCACACUGACAACACUCACUUCAAAUGUUCUCACUGUGACAAAUCCUUUCAUUCCCGUUCUUAUCUAAAAGUACACAUGAGAACACACACUGGAGAAAAACCGUUUUCCUGCUCAGAAUGUGGUAAAAGUUUUACUAGCAGUAAGAGUUUCAAAGUACACAUGAGAAUACACACUGGUGAAAAACCUUUUCCCUGUUCAAUCUGUGGUAAAGGUUUUGUAGAAAGUCGCAACUUGAAAGUACACAUGAGAACACACACUGGUGAAAAACCUUUUAUCUGUUCAAUCUGUGGUGAAGGUUUUGUACAAAGUCCCAAUUUGAAAGUACACAUGACAACACACACCGGUGAAAAACCUUUUAUUUGUUCAAUCUGUGGUAAAGGUUUUGUACGAGGUAACCAUUUGAAAGUACACAUGAGAAUACACACUGGUGAAAAACCUUUUUCUUGUUCAACCUGUGGUAAAGGUUUUGCACACAGUUCUUGUUUGAAAAAACACAGAACAAGACACGCUGGAGAAAAAUCUUUUAUUUGUUCAAUCUGUAGUAAAGGUUUUGUUUUAAGUAACUAUUUGCAAGUGCACAUGAGAACACACAUUGGUGAAAAACCUUUUUCCUGUUCAAUCUGUGGUAAAGGUUUUGUUCUAAGUAGCUAUUUGAAAUUACACAUGAGAAGACACACUGGUGAAAAACCUUAUAUCUGUUCAAUGUGUAGUAAAGGUUUUGUAGAAAGUCGCAAAUUGACAGAACACAUGAGAACACACACUGGUGAAAAACCUUUUUCUUGUUCACUCUGUGGCUCAUCUUUUACAAGGAAGGAAUAUUUGAAAGUGCACAUUAGAACACACACUGGUGAAAAAACUGUUUCCUGUUCAAUCUGUGGUAAAGGUUUUUUAGAAAGUCGCAAUUUGAAAGUACACAUGAGAACACACACUGGUGAAAAACCUUUUAUCUGUUCAAUCUGUGGUAAAGGUUUUACACAAUCCAACCAUUUGACAAGACACAUGAGAACACACACUGGUGAAAAACCUUUUUCUUGUUCAAUCUGUGGCUUAUCUUUUACAAGGAAGGAAUAUUUGAAAGUGCACAUGAGAACACACACUGGUGAAAAACCUUUUUCCUGUUGAAUCUGUGGCAAAGGUUUUUACAGAAAAUCAGUGUUUGAAAAGACACAUGAGAACACACACUGGUGAAAAAUCCGAUUCCUGUUCAAUCUGCAACAGAAGCUUUUGUGAACGAUCAAACCUUGUAGCACACAUGAGAACACACCCAGGAAAGUGUUGAGUUGCAGUGUGUGUGGUGAAAGAUUGUCUUCUAAGUACCGUACCAGUGUAAGAAACACAAGUGUGCUGGUGAGAACAGCAGCAGCAAAUGAAACUGCAGGAUUUGAAAUAAACUUUAAUUUGGACUUUCUAACAACAUCAGCACAUAUAACAUGUGUGACAUUGUUGUUUGUGUAACAAUCUUUUUAAUAUGCUUCUACAUUUAUAGAUUAAAUAUUUUAUAUUAGUGCUUUUUUCAGUCAAGUACAUGCAUUAAUAUGCAACAUUGUGUACUUUUAUUAAACAAUGAACAGAACAAUUUGACUGAAAAGGUGAGAGUAAACAGUACAAGACAUAUUUUACAUAUAAUAAACAUUUUAUGUGUAUAUAUAUUCAUCAUACAAUUUUAGACUUAUUCCUAAUAGUGGUUUGUAUAGGUGUUUGAAAUGUUGAAGUAUUAUAUAAUGUUAUUUGUAAUUGUUAAUGAUCCCAUAGAUUAUCACCUUUAUAUGAUAUACAUAUGUACUGGUUCACAUCUGAAACAUCUUCUGGACCACUUCAGGAAGCAUAUUAUUAUUUACUUUAUACAUCAUUUGAACAGUUGUCUUUUAUACAAUUUAAAAUGUGUGACUUUAUGAAUCAUUUGUUGGGUCUCUAUAAUCCAUUUGAUUAAUUACCUUUAUUACUCUCUUUUGUAAUAUGAUGAUUGUGUUGUGAUUGUUUUAUAAAUAUGUGCCGAGACCUUUAUGCAAUAAAAAAAUGUGUG
Molecule: messenger RNA, 2934 nt
Organism: Nerophis lumbriciformis (worm pipefish)
Lineage: Eukaryota; Metazoa; Chordata; Actinopteri; Syngnathiformes; Syngnathidae
Source: RefSeq, a predicted model, not a curated record